Messenger RNA from Chionomys nivalis (European snow vole), 2513 nucleotides. RefSeq names its product RNA polymerase II associated protein 2 (gene Rpap2). The transcript has 13 exons. Lineage: Eukaryota; Metazoa; Chordata; Mammalia; Rodentia; Cricetidae. The record is from RefSeq and is a predicted model, not a curated record. The coding region runs from base 637 to 2214 and encodes 525 amino acids. Gene Ontology annotation, molecular function: RNA polymerase core enzyme binding; RNA polymerase II CTD heptapeptide repeat phosphatase activity. Gene Ontology annotation, cellular component: nucleus; cytoplasm.
GUGGAGGCGGAGCCUCGCAGCCGCCGCGCAAACCCUCCCCUUGCUUUCCGACGGCAUUUCCCAUGGCUGCCUCUGCUGCUCCUCAGUGUUUGGGCCCGAGUGCCCGGGCCUCCAGCACCCACCGGAAGGCUGCAGGCACUAAACAGACAAGGGUCCUCAAGCCAGAAGAGGCUUCCAGAAGGUAGACUACGUGGACAACUGCAUUUCACUCUCUUUUUAUCUCAUUAAUCGAAUCAGAUGUUUUUGGUCCUGAUGUUUUAUUUUCUGGUCUUGGGAAUUGAGCUUCCUUCAGGCUUCAUACGUGCUUAAAAAGCAUUCUGUACUGUGCUGUGUUCGCCCGAACAGUUAAAAACGAUCAUGGAUACCUGUUUUGGAGAACAUCUUACGAGAAGACUUAGGAAGCACUAUUCAUUCUCACAAGUGUUACAUCCUCCAGCUUUAAGAAAGCAAACUGGAGGCUCGGACUGCAGGGAACGCCGUUCCUGAAUUAACCAAGUAGUCCUUUCCCUUCUCUUCAGGCGAGCGGAACUCGAAGCCGCAGUGCAGAGGAAAGUGGAGUGUGAGAGGAAGGCUGUGCGCAUCGUCGAGCAACUUCUGGAAGAAAACAUCACAGAGGAAUUCCUAAAGGAGUGUGGAAUGUUUAUCACACCAGCUCACUACAGCGAUGUCGUGGACGAGAGGGCCAUUAUCAAACUCUGUGGCUAUCCUUUAUGUCAGAAGAAGUUAGGAGCCAUACCGAAACAGAAAUAUAAAAUUUCUACUAAAACCAAUAAAGUCUACGAUAUUACUGAAAGAAAGUCUUUCUGCAGCAAUUUUUGUUACAGAGCAUCUAAGUUUUUUGAAACACAAAUUCCGAAAACUCCAGUAUGGGUUCGAGAGGAAGAGAGGCCCCCCGACUUCCAGCUGCUGAAGGAAGGACAAAGUGGCCGCUCUGGAGAAGUCGUCCAGUUCUUCAGUGAUGCCGUCACAGCAGCGGACAUUGAUGGUCCUGGUGCCCGUGAGGCCCAGAGUGAAGCCACAGCUCCCAGCGCUUGGUGUGAUCACACCACAGACGAUGAGCAAGACUUCGUCUCUUCGCUUCUCCCCGGACACGGACCAAGGGCAGCCAACACGAGGCCGCAGCCGCACAGAGACAGCAGCAUAAGGAAGAAGAAAGCUGGUCAGAAAGUGGCCUCCAGGCACAGAGAGCAGGCAGUGGCCGAUGUCACUGAGCAGCUGGGUAACUGCAGAUUGGGUGGUCAGGAGAAAAUGGCUGCCCGUGAGCUUCCUUCCGAGAGAGAAAAUACGCAGGUUUCCUCACCUGGCCCGUCAGCUUCUGACAGCAGACGCACUGUGUCAGAAGUCACUCUGGUAGGGAUAAGCAAGGAGAGUGCUGAGCAUUUCAGGGUCAAAUUUGCCAAGUCUAACCAAGGGUCUGGGUCAGCCUCUGGCCCAGGGCAGGGUCCUGAGGUCGCAAAGACAAGCUUACUUCGAGUUCUGAAGGAAACCUUGACUGAGUGGAAGACCGAAGAAACGUUGAAGUUUUUGUAUGGCCCAGAUCUUGCCUCCGUGUGCCUGAAACCGCCUUCAGCCCCCGUAGCCGAUGAAGAACUCGAUGAAGAUGACCUAAGUUGUGACCCUGCUAGUUGUGGUCCUGCCUUGAGCCAACCCCAGAACAACUUAGACAAGACACUACCCUUUAGAGGCUCAGACACGGCCACGAAGCCACUGCCAAGUUACGAGAGCUUGAAAAAAGAAACAGAAAUGCUGAAUCUGAGGGUCAGGGAGUUCUACAGAGGACGCUAUGUUUUAAAUGAGGAAACUACCAAGUCGCAGGACCCAGGAGAGAAUGGGUUUCAGCGAGAUACCAGCUUCCCACUGAUUGAUUCAAGCUCCCAGAACCAGAUUAGAAGACGGAUUGUUCUUGAAAAAUUGAGCAAAGUAUUGCCUGGACUUUUGGGUCCUCUUCAGAUUACAAUAGGCGAUAUUUACUCGGAACUUAAAAGCCUUGUUCAGACUUUCAGAUUAUCAAACCGAAACAUUAUCCACAAGCCCGUGGAAUGGACUUUGAUCGCUGUGGUGUUGCUGACAUUAUUGACGCCGAUUCUUGGCAUUCAGAAGCAUUCUCCGAAAAAUGUGGUAUUUACACAGUUUAUAGCCACCCUGCUGACAGAACUGCAUUUAAAAUGUGAAGAUCUUGAAAAUUUAACCACUGUAUUUAGAGCCAGCUGCUAAGAAACAUGAUAUAAUUCAAGAAGACAGAAGAUGAAUUCUACUCAACAUACCUGGAAUUUUAGCCACUGAGGGGCCAUGAGUGACUGCUGACUAAGUGUAUAACUCCCUCAGUGACCCCAGCAGGAAGAAGCAAGCCCUUACUACCAGAACUUCAAAACACAGGAUCUUUACUUGAAAAGGAAAAAAUAAAUUGAAACUUGAAUGAAUAUUCAAGAAAAUGCAAUUACCUUUAUCUUCUUAUGGUUGAUUACAGCAAGAAAAUUUUAGUUUUGGCUGGUUAUAAAUUCUAUCAUACAGAU